UUCCGCAUCGCCGCCAUUUGUUCCAGACCGGUUCUUUUAACGCCUAGACUGCGUGCGAUUCGUCUUCGCACCUCCAGUAGCGUCACUGCCUUGCCGAGGCCUACUCGAAUAGAUUUGCAUUGUCGCCUGUCCCUGAAACUAUUUGAACCCGCGUGAGUCCCCGUUUCGCAUCGUUCGAAUCGUUUUCUUCCCCGCCGACCUUUACAUUGUAUAUCAACUUUUUAUCCUUCGAAAGACUCACUACCGCCCAAGAUGAAGAAGUUCCUUACUCUCUCCACCACCUCCACCCUCCUCGCACUCGCCUCCGCCCAGAAUGUCACCGUCCCAACAACCUGCACGGGCAACUUCACCGCAGGCACGGACGAGGUCCUGUUCACCGUCCCAUACACCUACGACCAAGUGAUCAGCAUCAUCGGCAACUACCAGAAUCUCACCUGGUCCGGAAGCCCAGCAGGCAGCGUCAAGCUGAAUGGCACCGACAAUACCGUCGGCACCGCACGCACCUAUCCCCUCGACGGCCUCACUGUCAUCGAGACCAUCUUGAACUACAGCAAGCCCGCAUCGCCUGGGCCGUACGAAGAAGUGCACAACACCGCCCUGCUGAACCUCGGGACAUACGAAUUCUUCAUCCCAUACGACGGCACUACCGUCACCGAGUACUGUGGCGGCAAGGCGUCGCAGUUCAACUUCACGGCGCAUUUCUGCUCCACCAACGUCACCGCCGCCGGCGCGCUGCUGCACGAAGUGCACUUGACUGAUGCCGAGACGGUCGGCAAGUUCCUGGGCGGGAAGAACUUCACUAGCUGCGCGGCGCUGGGUGGCGGCAAUGCCCCUCCGGCAUCGUCCUCGACUUUGAGUGCUACUAGCACCACCAGUGCUGCCGGCGGUUCCACUGGCAUGUCGUCGGCGACAACGGCGGCCAGCAGCGCGGCCACCAGUGCAUCCUCCUCUAGUGCGUCGGUAGCGAGCGGCCUUGCACCGACGCAUACCGCCUACGCUGGGUUGGGUGCGGGAGCCAUGGCGGUGGUUGGUGCUGUGUUGAUGCUCUAGACUGCAGUGUUUGCAGCACUUGAGCAGAUCUUGUAACCAUGGGCACGGCCAGCUAUUCCUCAAACUGUUUGGACGACGAUGUAAGGUAAAAGUUGUAAGCAGAUAGGACAAAUCCGAAGGAAAACGACGACCUCAACACAGUGUUUCCCCCGCAUCAUUCCACCAGUAUGUAAAGAGGUGUGGGCCAUUUUCUGUACGAUAGGAAAG
Neohortaea acidophila is the source of this 1257-nucleotide messenger RNA. RefSeq lists its product as uncharacterized. The coding region runs from base 253 to 1050 and encodes 265 amino acids. The record is from RefSeq and is a predicted model, not a curated record. NCBI's taxonomy places the organism in Eukaryota, Fungi, Ascomycota, Dothideomycetes, Mycosphaerellales, Teratosphaeriaceae. The transcript has a single exon.